AUGGUGGUCGGCGAGGUGGCCUCAGGCCACGUGACACGGUGGCUGUCGGACAAGAGCCAAACCUCCCGAGCCAGCGCUACAGCUUUGCGCCAUCCCGCUACCGGCGAGGCUGCUCCGGUUGGUGAUCGAUACAACAGGGAACCGAUUCCGGACGAGGAAUGGUGGCUGCGUGGGAACAACCGAUCCAAGCUCCUGACAACGGCUCCCUUCACCUUCUAUGAUGGCAACCCACUGGCGAAGAAGAACUUUCAGGCUCAGUGCGUGGGUCCGGAUCAUUCACGCCGAGUGGCCCAGCAGCUCGGCCGCAUCGGCCACAGCUUCUCGGAGGCCAACCUGCAAGUCCUCAAGGAGGACCCCCAUGCGCGUCGGUACAUGUCACAGAAGUACGCGGAGCUGAUGCAGCGCCCACAGGCCGUUGCCAGUCCGUCAGAGGCGCGGGGCCCACAGCGAGCUCCUCUGAAGGGCUCCGAGGAAGGGAGGAGAGGCAGGACGCGACUUGGCCAGCUGGCCUCGACGGGGAAUUGGAAGCUUCCCAAAGCUGAGCUGCGACAGACAAUGGAUGGCAAGAACGUGAUCAUGCUGCCAAAUCCGCGCCUGCCGCGUGAGAACGCAUCCAUGGAUAUCCACAACCCCAUGCCACCAAUUCUUGGGCGCCCCAAGUUCCACUACACUUUCGACUACAACGGUGAGCCUUCGCAGUCCGUGCCGCAUUUGCGCUUGGCGCCCGCGGCUCGAAAGGUCUUCCAACGAAACAAACCACACAUGAACAUCGGCACCAUCGGCCACGUCGAUCACGGAAAAACCACUUUGACUGCAGCUAUCACAAAGGUUAUGGCAGAUGAAGGGCGAGCUGAGUUCAGAGCCUAUGAAGCGAUUGACAAGGCUCCUGAGGAACAAAAGCGUGGCAUCACCAUCAACCAGGCUCAUGUAGAGUAUGAGACGGACAAGCGGCACUAUGGACAUGUAGACUGUCCUGGUCAUGCUGAUUAUGUCAAGAACAUGAUCACCGGCGCCGCCCAGAUGGAUGGAGCCAUCCUGGUGGUGUCAGGUUAUGACGGACCAAUGCCACAGACUCGAGAGCACAUCUUGCUCUCCAAACAGGUCUGGAGCACCCAGCUCCGAUGGGAGGGCAAAGAUGGCCCAGAGGAGGUCGCCGACGUUCGCCGGGCCAUGGCUGAAGCUGUAGGCAUCUCGGCCGGCAGCCUCAGCUUGCUCUGCUUACAGCGGAAGCCUGGCAGCCCACAGAACACGCUGAAGCCUGUCUCGGGGCAAAGUCUGGUUGCAUUUUUGGAGCAGAACUGCCGGGAAGAUCACGGUGUUUUCCAGCUGCGCGCUGCUUUUGACAAUGUCACCAACGAGGAUUUCGUGCAGGUGCGCGUGGCCUGCCCCGGCACGGCCACCUCAAAGGCUGUCGCGAACAGUAGCGCGAGCCAGCCUCUGCCGAUCGUGAUAGAGCAGUUUGAGCUUGCAGCCAGCGGCACGGUGACGACUCUGAAAGAGCUGAUCUCCAAAAGGACGAAGUUUCCCAUAGAUCAGACAGUGCUGUUACUGGGCUGCAAGCGAUUACAUGACGAGCUUCCCAUGGGCCGCGUCGCUGCCGCAGCAGAGACGUCUGGAACUCCUCUGCAGCUGCAUUUGAGCGCCAAAGGAGCUUUGGCCUUUCUCAGGCGCGAGGGGCAAGGACACCGCGAGCAAAAUGGCCCGCACACACUCAGCCUUACUUUGCCGGCAUCUGUGAAGGGCAGCCAUGAAAGGCCCAUGCCCUUCGAUCUCAAAUCCACUCUGAGUGAUCUGCGAUGGUCUGUGCAAAGCAUUUCCGGGAUCUCGCCGGCGCGCAUGAAGUUGGUUCUGGACGACGACAAAGACUUGUCCUUUGCAUUGGAGUCCAGCACUUUAGAGGAGCUUGGCUUCGAGGAUGGCUGCAGUGUGCAUGUGCAUGAACCCGAUGCUCUGGCCGUCGCCGACUUCGACAUGCCGUUGGAUAUCCCAUCCAUGGGUCCAGCGAGCCUGCUUUACGAGACGGCAGCGGAAAAGCUCGGGCUCGGGGUGGCAGAGCAAAGUAAGCUUGCAAUCUUUGCUGGGAGUCAGAUGGUCGAGCGCAGUGCUGAUUUAUCCCAGGCGCUCAUUGCUGACGGAGUGAUCCUCUGUGCUUACAUGAACUGGCCCCUGCAUUUGUCUGUGUCCGUCCUAGACUCGAGCCUCCCAGGAACCCUGGAGGGCUUUCCAGGUUCUUUGGAAGUGCGAAGCUGCGAUUCCAUCGCGGACGUCCGCCGGAAGCUGGUGGCCCGCGCCGUGGAAGCAGAGGCGACGGCGCUCCUGGAGGGCAGCUUGGCCUUCGCGGUGGAGUGUUCCACAUGGGAGCGAGAGGGUGCGGGGCCCGCGGGGUGCCGCAGUCUCGCAUCGCUGGAGAGUCUGUUGGGAGGAUUCGCACCUGUGCCGGAGACGGCGCGUCUCUCCAGGCUCGGAAUGGCCGAUGGUGGUUGCCACCUCGUGUUUGUACCCAAGAAGGUGAUAUCCGUGGAAGUUCUGGUCUGCCAUGGCGAGGAAGAGAAGGGCACCAGACAACUCAGGGUGCCAAGCACCACUCGACUUUCAGAGCUUUCGAAGGUUCUGAUAAGAAGUCUACGGCAAAGCAGCCUCCCUGACUUUGCCCCCAGCGAAUUCGCCCACUGCUCCUGGACGCCCUCGUCGGAUCCCAAGGGCUCUCGGGAUGGCCAGCGGAGCGCCUCGCAGUCCUCCUUCGGCGGAGUGCCCUGGCCGAACUACGGCGAGACCAGAUCACAGUCAUAA
Symbiodinium necroappetens is the source of this 2790-nucleotide messenger RNA. The record is from the annotation of a GenBank genome assembly. Lineage: Eukaryota; Dinophyceae; Suessiales; Symbiodiniaceae.